Mercurialis annua (annual mercury) is the source of this 2031-nucleotide messenger RNA. RefSeq names its product trihelix transcription factor DF1-like. The transcript has 2 exons. Lineage: Eukaryota; Viridiplantae; Streptophyta; Magnoliopsida; Malpighiales; Euphorbiaceae. The record is from RefSeq and is a predicted model, not a curated record. The coding region runs from base 182 to 1786 and encodes 534 amino acids.
UAACGAGCAAAAAGAUACGACGUAUAAAAUAUGUAACAGCUUUUAUCUCUAAAAACUCUCCUCUAUCACCACGUUAUACUCAUCUAAUCUCAAUCAACAACUCAGUUUCUACUACUUCUUCUUCAUCUUCCCGCAAAGCGGGUCAAUUCCUUUUUAGGGUUUCUAAAACUCAAUCAAAGAAAUGCAGUCCAGUUAUGGCAUGCCGCUACCACCUGAGCAAUUUAUGGAAAAUGACGACGGUUGUUCAUCGCCAGUUUUUCCUAUUCAAAACCCACUUCAAAACUUGAACUAUCAUUAUCCGCCACAACAACCACCGCAGCCUAUGCCCAUGACCCACCAACUGUUUCUAAAUCACCAACAGAAUCAUUUUAGACCGCCGAUAUUUCACCCGGAUGAUAGAUUACAGUCACAGUUACAGCCGCCGCCGCCACACCAGCAAACACCAUUUUUUCCGAUGAAAUACCAGUUGGGGAAUAAAGAGUGUGGUGUAAAUCAACGGCAGCAGCCUCAUUUUGUACCGACGGUAAUGCAGCAGCCUCAUUGUUGGAAUCCCCAGAAAGAUUCUACCUCUAUGAAACAACCCUUUUGGAAACAGCUGAAUACAAGUAACAAUGAAGAGCAAGAAGCAGUUCAAGUAAACAACAGCAAGAAUAGAGAUAAUUUUGACGGGCUGGAAGCUAUUUAUAGCGUAGCAAAAGCUGCGGCAUUUAAUCAAACAGGUUCCGGGUCUGCUCUAACAGGCGAAAACUCACCGGAAAACAAUGUGAAUCUUUCGGUUCCGUUUAGUGCUGGACAUUGUACUGCCGCUGCUAAUACUAGAAUUGGAGUUGAUCAUUAUGGAUCAGAGAAUUCGAUCGGAGAAGAAGCUUCAGUUAUGAGAAGGAUUAAAAAGAGGAAAUUAAAGGAGAAUUUGAGUUCAAUCUCUGGAUUCUUCGAGAAUUUGGUGAAGCAAGUGACGGAUCAUCAAGAUGUAUUGCACAGAAAAUUCUUGGAAGCGAUUGAAAAAAUGGAAAAAGAUAGAACAGAACGAGAAGAAGAAUGGAAGAGAGAAGAAUCUGCAAAGUAUAACAGAGAAGCCAUUUCUAGAUCACAUGAUCAAGCUUUAGCUUCAAUAAGAGAAGCACAAAUUGUAGCCUGCAUUGAGAAAAUCACAGGCCAAAGUAUCAAACUUCCUGCAAGAAAAACUCUGCCAUUACUCCAACCCGAAUUUUCGAAACAACCCACCAAGGAUUUAACAACAAAUUCAAGUCCAAAUUCAAGAUGGCCUAAAGCAGAAGUUGAGGGUUUGAUCAAGGCAAGAGCCAGCAUAGAGACGAAGUUUCAAGAGCCUGGUUUAAAAGGGCCAUUAUGGGAAGAGGUGAGUUCUUUAAUGGCUUCAAUGGGUUACCAAAGAAAUGCAAAGAGAUGUAAAGAGAAAUGGGAAAAUAUUAACAAGUAUUAUAAAAAGGCUAAAGAAAGUUCAAAGAAACGGUCUCUACAGUCAAAAACUUGUUCAUAUUUUAAUCAAUUGGAUCAGAUUUACUCAACAAAUUGUUCUGUUCCUCUUAGCAGCAGUGACAUCAUUGAAAAGCUGCAGCAAAGUGGCUAUUCAGAGCUUUUAGAAGCCUUCAAUGUUGCAGGGAGAGACAACAAUGGCUCUAGCAAGAAGAUUAAAGUUGAUGAAAUGGGGAAUUUAGAUAUGGAAUUUGAUGAACAUGAGAAUGAAGAAGCUUACGAAGAUGAUCAUAAGGAUGAUUCUUGUUAUGUGGAUAGUACUGAUGAGGAUCAAAGUGGCAGUAGACAGUAGUGAGGAUGGAAUUAAUAAAACUGGUAACUAAACCAUUUUUUCAUAGAUUGAGAUUCUUUUUUGCAGAUUUUUUGAGUUAGUUUUAGAGGCAAACAGUUUAACUUUUUUCUGGUUUGCAAUUGUUUUGAGUAUCGAUUGAAUUUUUUGAUUAAAUGACUGAUAUAUGUAGAGAUAAAGAACCAUGCAUGUAUUUGACCAAAAAUUCUUAAGCAUGUGGGAUUAUGAACUUUCUAUUUAUACCACGA